AGAUGUCGGAAACAAAAUUUAAGAAAGUAACCCAUUGCAUUUUUGAUAUGGAUGGAUUGCUUCUGGAUACUGAACGUUUGUAUACAGAUGCCACCCAGAAAAUCCUUAAUAUGUUCGGUGAUCAAGUUUAUACAUUCGAUGUAAAAUUAUCUCUAAUGGGUAUGGUACACAUGGAUAUGUGUCGUAAAAUUGUCGAUGCCUACAAACUACCCAUUACACCCGAGGAAUAUUCGAAAUUACAAAAGCAGAUAAAUUCGGAAAUAAUGAUAAAUGCCCAACUAAUGCCAGGCGCUGAACGACUACUACGCCAUUUACACAAACACAAUAUUCCAUUCUGUUUGGCAACAAGUUCUGGUCAGGAUAUGGUUGAGAUCAAAAUUACCCAUCAUCAGGAAAUAUUUAAAUUAUUUCAUCAUCGGGUAUGUGGUUCCACGGAUCCUGACGUUAAACAGGGCAAACCUGCACCUGACAUUUUCCUAGUUGCUGCCUCGCGUUUCCCCGAUAAACCCGAUCCCUCGCAGUGCCUGGUCUUCGAAGAUGCUCCCAACGGUGUUAAAGGUGCCCACAGUGCUGGUAUGCAGGUGGUUAUGGUGCCCGAUGAACGUGUUCCAUUGGAAAUGUGCGCCCUGGCUACACAAAGAAUUCUAUCAUUGGAACAAUUUCAACCGGAAUUGUUUGGUCUACCACCGUUCGAUAAUUAACGAAAA
This is a messenger RNA of Musca vetustissima, 707 nucleotides long. Its product is annotated as probable pseudouridine-5'-phosphatase. Gene Ontology annotation, molecular function: phosphatase activity. The record is from RefSeq and is a predicted model, not a curated record. The transcript has 3 exons. NCBI's taxonomy places the organism in Eukaryota, Metazoa, Arthropoda, Insecta, Diptera, Muscidae. The coding region runs from base 3 to 701 and encodes 232 amino acids.